Molecule: messenger RNA, 1373 nt
Organism: Exophiala xenobiotica
Lineage: Eukaryota; Fungi; Ascomycota; Eurotiomycetes; Chaetothyriales; Herpotrichiellaceae
Exons: 3
Coding region: 440-796 (118 amino acids)
Biological process (GO): cellular response to nitrogen starvation; macroautophagy
Cellular component (GO): fungal-type vacuole membrane; cytosol; autophagosome
Molecular function (GO): phosphatidylethanolamine binding
Source: RefSeq, a predicted model, not a curated record
GGCUACGCCAUGAGUCAACAAAGGCGUAGGCCACAAAGACACAUCACACUUCCUGUUCCUGUGAUCUUCCGUCUAUGGAGUCACUGAGACCAGGUCAUUCAGACAUAGUAAUAGGCAAGCCUCGUGCUGGAAUAUCUUCUAGGGUUGCAUAGUGAUAUCAGGCUGCAGUUACGAUUCAUCUGACAACAGGGUGAAGUGCGAGUGGCUGAGGGUUGAGUGAAGGCGGGGCAACACUGCACUGACCCUGAGAUCCUCGCCUCUUACUGGAAUUACGCCUAAACUGCCUGCCUGCGCGCCUCAUCCAUCCCGUCACUCACCGACCAACCUUCCCAUUUCACUCCAUCUUCCCUACAUCCAUCCUCAACCAGCUACACUCGAAACACCCACCUAUCUCCCCAGAUCGACCGACCGACAAAGCCAGGACCUCUCAUCUUCCACGAUGCGUUCCAAAUUCAAAGACGAGCACCCCUUCGAGAAGCGCAAGGCAGAAGCCGAACGUAUUCGUCAGAAAUACGCCGACCGCAUCCCAGUCAUCUGCGAAAAGGUCGAGAAAUCCGACAUUGCUACUAUCGACAAGAAGAAGUACCUCGUCCCCGCCGAUCUGACCGUCGGUCAAUUCGUCUACGUUAUCCGCAAGCGCAUCAAGCUCAGCCCUGAGAAGGCCAUCUUCAUCUUCGUUGAUGAAGUCCUACCUCCCACAGCCGCUCUCAUGAGCAGCAUCUACGAAGAGCACAAAGAUGAGGAUGGUUUCCUAUACAUCACAUAUUCGGGCGAGAAUACCUUCGGUCAAUCUUGAGUGAGCAGACAUCGUGGAAAGUGUCUUUUGACGCGUUGAUGAAGUCAGCUAUGGUGUACUCAGCGGAAUGGGCAAGACCGACACUUGCUUUCUGCACAAUGGCGUUUGGACUACAGCUUUUCUUUCCAGUAUCGUGCAACAUAAAGCAAUCAGAAAUCAAGCCAAUCGAAGAGGCAGCGAGUCAGAGGCAGAGAUGCUUUGAGGUGCUGAUGGCCGUUGUGUUCAUGCUUGGCCCUUGAAACAGCAGAUUCAAAUUUUUACAUCCUCCUGCGCUUUCAGAGAUGUCUCCUGUGCUUUUGCAACUCAUGCCCUCAUGGAGCGAGGUUGGAUUGCCAUGAUGUCUCUGACUGCAAACUACUUGCUGCCUACUUUCGUGGCCAUGUCACCAGACGAACCUCUCAGCCUCAGCCCAGAAGAUGAGAUACCAGCACAUCACUUCAUCUCUGAAUGUACAGCAGCCGUUCCAUAGCUCAAAGCAUUGCCAAAUCCACGCAGAGACAUUUCUAAGCUGACAUCAAUUCAUUUCUGUUGCCUUGUAUGUGCUUGUAUCCAGUCGCUGUGAGCCCCCAUGCCUCCA